Ustilaginoidea virens is the source of this 204-nucleotide messenger RNA. RefSeq lists its product as uncharacterized. The coding region runs from base 1 to 204 and encodes 67 amino acids. The record is from RefSeq and is a predicted model, not a curated record. Lineage: Eukaryota; Fungi; Ascomycota; Sordariomycetes; Hypocreales; Clavicipitaceae. The transcript is spliced from 2 exons.
AUGGGCGGCGUGCUCUCCUGCAUCAAGUCGGCCCUCGCCACCAUCGGGGGCUGCAUCAUGGCAGUCAUUAGCGGCAUUGGCGGCAUCCUGCAAGCCAUCAUCAGCGGCAUCGUUUCGUUCUGCGGCAUCAUUGUCAGGUUCCUCACGUGCGGGUAUUGCGGGCGAUCACGCGGAGCGAGGACGACGAGGAGGAGUAGGGUGUAG